Actinia tenebrosa (Australian red waratah sea anemone) is the source of this 4858-nucleotide messenger RNA. RefSeq lists its product as uncharacterized. The record is from RefSeq and is a predicted model, not a curated record. Lineage: Eukaryota; Metazoa; Cnidaria; Anthozoa; Actiniaria; Actiniidae.
UUGUCUAAUAAGUUUGAAAUCAAACUUGAAAAAACAAAAUCUUGAAUCUUCCAACCUUGAUAGCUGGAAGAGCUAUUUUCAUGUAUUCCGAAAACAGCGAGAAAGAAAAGCCAAAAGGAUUAAAAAUUUGGAUUUUGUAGCAGGGGACUGUUUACCUUGCUAGCAGAAAGACUUCUUCAAGCAGGAUGUAGGGAUUUGUUAUAUCGUCGGUGAAAAAAGAUAUGGCGGCCAUUUUGGACUAAUUAGCAAAACGUGUGAAAUUAAUGUAUUAAGAUUUCUUGCACUUUUACCGUGAAAAUCGUUUGCAUGCUUUUCUCGUGCGAAUCUGGAAUAAUCAAUAAACAAUGAAUAAUCAAGAGUAAAGUUUGCGCGCGAAAAGAAAAUCCUGAAAAUACUGAAGCAAAUUUUUGAACCACAAAAACUAGACCACCGUAGAAGCAGGUAGCGGUAUUUCCGAUACAUUACAGCUCUAUCAACAAAAUUUUUAUCGCUUCUGUCUUUUUGACAUCAAGCAAUUAGCAGAAAUAUUCACACCUUCUUUAACUAGUUGUCACAGUUAAAUCACGUUGAAAAAAUUCCCAUGCGUGAAUGAAAAGCUAAAAUUUAAAGUUUUUUCAACUAAGAAAUAUCGCAGAGUAAUUAAGAAAACUAUCAAAAGAUUGGAUUGGAAACGCAGUAUUUUAUAUCCUUGAUAUCGGUGUGAAAAUUGGGUGUAAAUAUCGAGAGAAUUUGAAACUAGCUAGAGUGAUGGCAAGGGAAUAAAUUAUGGGAUGCUUAGUUUGGUGUAGUAUUUCAUCUGAGCUUGCAGGAUUAGGACUUGCUGAAUGAGAACUUGCUUUGGGUAGUAUAGUUUAGUUUAUUUUGAAAGAAGGUCGCACUUUUAGAUAUAGAAAAAAUUCGUUGAGUUAAUCGUUAACGUUUGGUAAUUAUCUUGAACGCUGGAAUGUGGCAAAGGAAAAGAAUGGAACUCUGGACAAAGGCAGUCGAAGAGCAGCUUUCCAUUCGUCGACGGUCUUCCCACCACCUACAACAAGACUCAUGGACGUCGACGAGGAUGGCUUUGAAUUAUAAUCCAGAUUAUCGGGGGUUUCCUUCACAAAUACACAAUAACCGCGAAGCGACCAACCCUGCCAGAUGCUGUUGUGACACAUGUUCGCUAAUAAACGCCCAAGAAAUGGAUCGAUACUAUACUGCACAAGGUCAGCCACCGCUCUAUUUGACGUCCUGGCCCAUGGUAAUGCAACCCCACUCUCAUAAACAGGGGCUCUAUCCAGCACAAGGGUCUUAUCUACAGCCACAGUAUCAAGAGAGAAGCCAGCCUCCAAUCCAUCCUCGAGGUGCUCCUCUAAUAUUCACGCAACCAACACACCUGGAACGACCAUUUCAUCCUCCUAUACCGACAGAACCACAGCAUAUCCAGCAUCCCGCGUGUUAUCCCGAAUCCCGCACAUACCCACUAACGGAGAUUCACAACAUUCCAUCAGACCUAUCACCUCCACCCACUUUCAAGACAAGCACUACCCUGACUUCGAAAGGAUCAAUCAGUAGUACUCCAUUGCGACCGGGAGGGGUUGCGUAUGAUCAUCAUGAUUUGCCCAAAAUUGUUUCUGUUCAUUCUUUACCAUCGUCUCCUGUGUUUGUGAGCGAGCAGUUACAAGGAGCAACGUUGUUACCAUUGGAGUCAAAACUACCCACUGUUUAUGCCGAAGAGUCGGCCUGCAGUGAUACUAUUACUUAUCCAAGAUCAUCACCGAAGGUGUGUUUGGAGAAUCGCUACUCCUCCAUUGAUCCAAAGACAGAAUAUACGUUGGCUGAGACAGAAAAGACCAGUGAUCCGUCAGAAAAGACUGCGGAGUAUAUGAAGAUAGAAGACAAUGACAAGGACCAAUCAACGAAGUCUUUGGAUAAAUGUGAAGCAGUAAGCCCAAAUGCUCAAUUGCCCGAGUCACCUAAAUAUUACAUGGCUAAACACCAGAACGAGGCUAAAACUGUUACAAAUGUUGGCCAAGAAGAAGCUGCGCAGCCAAAAGAUGUUAUUGAUCGAGAGAUGAUGAUAAGAAGAUUAUUAAGAAUGAUUAAUGCAUGGCAAAUAGAUUUCAAUCAAGAAACCGAUGACAUCAAGAAAUUUAAAAUAUUAAAUCAGAUAUUAGAAGCGCGAGCAAAACUAGAGAAGCUGAGAUUGAAUAGGGACGGCACAAACACACCCAAAGCCAGGGAAUUGCCGACUGACGGCGGAAAGGACAGCAGUAAAGUCAAUGAGGUGACAGUUGGUAUCGUGACGAAAAACGAAGAUGUAGAGGAGACCACGAUGGAAACCAAAAAUGACAUACCCAGGACUUCUAGUAAUUUCGAGUCAAUGAGUGAUUUCGUAACCUCACGGAAUAUUUCUUCAGAAACCAGGAUGAAAUCCCCAAACAUUACCAUGGAGACCGCACCAAAGAUCACCAUGGCAACCAAGAGUGAUAAGGUGACAGCAACAAAGAUCACUAAGGACACUCCGAGUGAUGGGGCUGCACCACCCAAGAUCACCAUGGAAACGGAAAGUGACGUGAGAAUGUUAUCACCAGAGAUCAACAUGGAAACUGAGAUUGAUGGGGAGGAAACACCGAAUGCUACCAUGGAAACCAACAGUAAUAGCGCUGAGCAGGAAAGUGAUGCUAUAUGCACUAACAUGACAUCAUCUUUUUGUGCUGAGACAAAUACAAGUUCGAUCAUGGAGACCAACACUGAUGUAGUAUCUAACGCAAAUGCUACUAUCACUAUGACAUCAACAAAUGCUACCAUGAUAACGUCAAAUAGUAACAUAGGAAACAAAACCGACACCAUGCGGGUAACGGUCGACAAUGACCCAUCUUCUUUGCCUGAAGAUUCUGCAAGUCUACUUUCUUCCUUCGCAAACCCUUGUCAAACGUCUCCCAAAAUUCUUGAUAAAACCACGUUGUUGCAGCCUCGUAUUCUGGUGAAUCUCUUUGACAGGGUGAAAUUGUUCGACCGAAGAAAGAAAUUAGUUGGUCCUGAUGAAACCUCUCCUGAAAAACCCGAGGAUCAAGAAGAAAACUACUGUGCAAAAAAUAUGAUGAAUCGAGAAAAAAAUAGUUCAAAUAAUGCUAGUGCCAGUGAAAAUAGUAUUUCAGAUAAAAAACACAAUCAGAUCGACGGCGAAUUGAGCACGAAUAGGGAGGGAUCCCAACGACUUUCACCGGGACUGUCUAACAUAAUCAAAGACCCUUUAGCAACUACUGAAAUCAGAAGGAAGAAACAUGCUGGGGAUUGCAAGGUGACUGAAUCAGAUUCUGAUGAUGUUUGGACCAUGGAACUGGACGAAAGCUCGCACAAGGCAGUCUUCAGAAGACGUUGGAAGCGAACCGGAGGCCCUUCUGACCAAAAACGAUCAGCCUUUGAAAGUCUAUUGACUGAUGGAACUGAAAUACAAGGGUUAACGGAGGGCAAGGAAUGGUUCUCUAGACUACCCGAGUCUUCUCCCCCGCCAAAAAAACGAGCGCUUUUAGAGCUGAGAAUUAUUGAGGAUGAAGAUGAAGUUGAUGACAACGAUGAAAGAAUUAUAAAUGAAGCCAUCAAGAUUUCUCCAAUAUUUAAAACCCUUGCAUCAGGACGGCUUAAGAGAGCCAUUCAAAGCAACCAAGACCCUACAUCUUCAAUAUAUCCUACAGAUGAUAUAGACAGACCCACUCAAGAUCUAUUGCUUAGUGACUUAGAAGUGUCUGAUUCACCUUCAAAUGAAAACUCACUUUAUAGCCAAGAUGGCGGCGUCAAGGAAAUGGCGGCGUUAAGUGGAGACGAUGGCGAGGAGAAUAUAUUCAUUCCAGAGAGAAGUUCACAGCUUAGAGAAAGUAAAAUUCACAGAUUGAACGAGAAAAAAGAACAGCUGCUUGAGGAACUGAAACAAAUUCACAGAUUGAACGAGAAAAAAGAACAGCUGCUUGAGGAACUGAAACGAAUCAAGGCAAAUCCUCCUAGCAGCGUACCAAGAGAUUUAUAAAUCAUCACAGAAUGAAAGACUUUCCUGGCAAUUUGUGGUUAAAAAGCUUAAUUAGUAACCUUAGUUUUGACUUCAUAUGCAGAAAAAAAUUGGUAAUUAGUUUGACCCUCUUCUUUACAUGAGCGCUUGAUAGGAUCAUUGGUUGGUCAACAGCAAUACGAUUUGUUCCAGGAUCUACUAUGUCUUUUCUCAUGCGUUCAAAACAUUUAUGCUCUCCGACUUAUUUUGUACAAAUUCAGAUUUUUGUAAAUAUUAUUUCUCAGAGGAUACUAGGGGUCUCUUGAUGAAGGUAGGCCAAAAGUCCAAUUUUAGGCUGACCUUUCUUGGGAUUGCGUACACUUGCAAACGCAUCGAGUGUAAGAGUUUUAAAUUUCUUAACGUUUUUGAAAAGUUUGAACGAGUUCGCAAUCCCAAGAAAGAAUAGUAUUGAGUUUUGUUUUGUGGUAGAUCAGGAAGGUGGGACGGAGAUUUUCCUUCCCUCCUCCCUGCAUGGAUUGGCGAUAUAUGCACUUAUAAAUCAUGUGAUCAGUCACCGCCAUCUUGGAUGACUAGGAGUUGGGUAUUACCCAUUCAGAGGUUGAGGGAAAAAACUGGUAUUAAAUGUUGGCAUAGCAGUACAUUGCAGGACUGUUCAGCGGAUGAAAUAUAUGCCAUCUUGGAAAUUUUUCCUUAAAACCGUCUCACAAUGCAAUGCAAUGCAAUACUAACUCAACCCAGUUUUUCCUCAACCUCGGAAUGCUGGUUUUUACAUGGUUUUUUAACACCCAAGAUUACGUAUCACGAUCACGUGAUUUAUAAGAGCAACUUGCCUGUUGAAGCUCGGAAAUAUUGAAAAAAAUUAGUCAAAUACAUUUUAAU